Molecule: messenger RNA, 493 nt
Organism: Struthio camelus australis
Lineage: Eukaryota; Metazoa; Chordata; Aves; Struthioniformes; Struthionidae
Source: RefSeq, a predicted model, not a curated record
CCGGGCCGGGCCGGGCCGGGCCUCCUCCCCCUCAGCGCCCGCCUGUCGCACAGGAACCUGCUGGUGAACCUGGGGCUCUUCGCCGCCGGCGUGUGGGUGGCCCGAAACCUCACGGACAUCGACCUCAUGGCGCCCCAGCCCGGCGCCUAGCGGCAGCGACCCAGGAAAGAAACGCUCCUCUGAGGCAGAAGAGCCUGCCCUCCCCGUUAACGACGACCAGAAGAGAGGCGUUUAGCCAGUACCCUCGUGGGUAUCAUCGACCCUCGUCUGCCAUAGAGCUGCUACUCACACUUCAAAGCUGUUGCGCUUGGAACGAUGACGAGGGGCGGAAAGGCUUUUGAGCAUGAGAGGGAGGAUUUACGUUCAAUUGAGCCUGCAAGGUACAAUGGGAAGAGUUUCCUCAUCAAUGUGAAGCCAUUGCGCGUGGAAUUUUCUUCUGUACUGCCGUCUCGAUGUUCAAUUAAAUAUUAAAGUGCGGGGAAUAACGACAUAA